UUAUUGAUAUUGGAAAGAAUACAGGAAAGAAAGAAAACAUGAAAACAUGAGGUGGAUAAGAGUGAGGGGUUGGCUCUCCGAGAGGGCAGGUUGGGGGCAUUUAUCAUUGUAAUUCUGAUCAAUCUGAUGGACGAUUGUUGACGGCUUUAAUCCCAGUGCUUAAACACAAGUCAAGUGAUUCAUAAGCCAGGCCUGUCAAAUCUCGCUGUCAAGUGCUUCAUCAUAGUAGUACAUUCAAUGUGAGAAUGUCAUAACUGGAAUUCUCUCCCUGAAAGAAACAUGAGGGUGAGGAUGAUUGAACAACUGGGACACAAAGAGACAGAGAGGGAGAGUGAGAGUGAGCAAAAGUGGCAGAGAGAGAAAACGAGGGGGAAACUGAAAGGCAAAGAUCAUCAUCAGUACCGUACUAGCAACCAAAAUGUUGUACUGCUAUUGUGAUGAACACUGUCCAGAGAUUACACGGAACAAUACCUGCUACCCCAGCCCAGGAGGAUGGUGCUUUGCUCAGAUACAAGCAGGAGAGGAUGGGGUAGAACACGAAACACCAAUCAGAUCGUAUGGAUGUUUAGCACCGGAGGAAGAUGGGGGUUUGAUGCAGUGCAAGGGUCAGCUUAGCAAUCACAGAAUAUCCCGUACAGUCUACUGCUGUAAUGAUGAGCCUAAUUGUAAUCUUAAGCUCAACCCUACCCUACCCCCUACUACUACCUCAACAACAACAGAACUGCCAGGUGUAGAAGACACCUACAACACGACCGUCCACCAAAUAGCUCUUCUCAUCUCCGUCACUUUCUGUGCCGCAGCAUUCAUCAUUGCUCUUACAUUCUUCUACUUGAGGUAUAAGAAGAGAGAGGUGAGAAGACGCUAUGACUUUGAGGUAGCGCAGCAAGACGACUCAUUCAUUGGACCGGGGGAGACCUUAUCAGAACUACUCGAGAAGUCCAGCGCAUCUGGAAGCGGUUCUGGACUUCCUCUCCUCGUCCAACGCACCAUUGCCAAGCAAGUUCAGCUGAUACGUAAGAUUGGGAAAGGGCGCUAUGGUGAGGUCUGGAAGGCCAAAUGGAGAGGGGAGAAUGUCGCCGUCAAAAUCUAUUUCACUGCUGAAGAGGCCAGCUGGUUUAGGGAAACAGAGAUCUAUCAAACAGUUCUCAUGAGGCAUACAAGCAUAUUAAGUUUUAUUGCAGCAGACAUACGAGGCAGCGGGGCCUACACCCAGCUCUUCCUGAUCACAGAGUACCAUGAAUGGGGCUCCCUCUAUGACUUCCUCAACGUGAACAUCCUUGAUUCACAGAGCAUGCUUCGUCUGGCGUACUCUGCGGCCAACGGACUGGCUCAUCUCCACACAGAGAUCUGCGGCAUGCAGGGCAAGCCUGCCAUCGCUCAUAGGGACGUCAAGUCCUCUAACAUCAUGGUGAGGAAGAAUGGAACGUGUAUGAUUGCUGACAUGUCACUAGCUGCCCGCUUCCUCAGUGAGGGUAACGAGAUAGACCUAGGCCAGAACACGAGGCUAGGAACCACUCGGUACCUACCUCCAGAGGUGUUGGACAAUGUGUUGAUGAGUAACACAUUUGAUGCCUUCAAGAUGGCGGAUAUGUAUUCCUUCGGCAUGGUGCUGUGGGAGAUUGCUAGGAGAUGUGUCACAAGAGGAAUCGUUGAGGAAUGUCAGCUGCCGUUCUAUGAUGCUGUUCCUAUGGAUCCCAGCAUAGAGGAUAUGAGGAGAGUGGUGGUGAUAGAGAGGAGGAGACCAGACAUACCAAAUAGAUGGAGUGGAGAUGAUAUUCUACGAACCAUCUCCAAAGUGAUGUCAGAAUGCUGGAACCAGAACCCGGCCGCCAGAGUCACCUCCCUCCGAGUGAAGAAGACGCUGGGAAAACUACAAGAAAAUGAAUUUAAAGUUUAGAGCUAGAUAGACGCAAGCCCUUGAAGGAUUGCAUAGACUUGCACAGACUAUUUUGCAACAGGGAUCACAUAGGUUUCUACAGAGCGUGAAUGUGAACUUUGGAUUGUAGCAGUUGUAGGUUAUGGCAAACUGAGAGUUCAAAGGAUGUCAAUUUGCAUAUGGUGUGAAGCACAGCAAUGGAGCCAGCAAGGUCUUGAAGCAGAGUAGUGAGAAAGAUGGAAAGCUUUGUGCAAAUCUUAUCAGAUGAAGCAGAGAGUGGUCAACAGACUCAAGCAGGUUUUUAACUGUUGUCCAAAACAAUUAGAGGUGUUGACACGACUGUGUGAAAAGUAUGUCAAAAUGGUAACACAAACCAAAGCCACUACACCAGUAGGAUUGCUAAUGGCAGUCCAAGACAGAGAUUAGCUGAAGCACUGGCAUUUACAGAACAAGGACACAUACACAGAGCUGAGCCAAGAUUUGUGGUUCCUGAUGUAUCGUCACACAUGUCUAAUUUCUCACGGUUCAUCGACUGUGGUCAAAUGCACCUAGAAGUGACGAGAAAUACCUAUUUAAUUUUUCUUCGGAUUGAUAUUUACCAAAUGAACUAAACAAACCAAAUCAUCGCAGAUUAUGCAGUACUCUUGUACUUCUUUAAAUGCUCAAAUCUUAAAAGUACUUGCACCAGGGAAUGUUGUUGUGGUCAUUGAUGAAUUAUUGUGUACUUUCACAGCUAUAGCUAAGUAGGUGGUCUUGUAUGUAAGAUAGGUAAACAUUGAAUGCAGCACACAUUGAAAUCACUUAUAUGACAUCCAAGCUAGCCCCUUCUGAGCUUUCAGAAUUGCAAACAAUUAUGGAAAUGAGCCUGUAAUGGUCAAAUUAGGGGUCUUAAAUCUUUGUUUUAAUUGUCGAAUCAGGCUGAGACAUCUUCUUUGGAAACAAACCUUGACAAAGUACAUGAAUGUAUCUUGCUUUUACUUUUGGGUUAGACAAAUAGUCAUAUUUUAAUCCGAACUUACAGCAGAAUGCUAACUUCUUUUUUUUUGGGGGGGGGGGGGGAGGGGGGAUUCACUGCCCGUGGCUCAGAAGGUGUUGGUAUACUAAAAAAUAAAAAAAAUUGGCAGACAUCUUGGAUUAUACGUAGUCGUUUUACUAUUUUGGAUGUGGGUUGUUGAACUUGGGGGGGGGGGGGUUCGCUGGUUCACUGGUUUAUGCUGUGAAAGAACACAAUUUUGUAAGCAUCAUUAGCGACUAUUUAUUCUUAUCAGUACUCUAUACUACUGUAUCUUAUAUGGGUGCAGGUCAGCAGUAACAUAGUUUGGAAUUACAGAAUAUACAAGAACAAGUUUCUAGGGUAUUAAAUAUACCUGCAGGUGAAUUACAGCUUUGUCGUGUUUACUUUCUGGCUAAUUAUCCGGGAGUGAAAUAUCCCAUUACAAACAUGAUUGAACAAAUCUCUGAACAUUUUCAGGUCUUGAUUUCUCAAUUUUUGCAUGUUUUGAAGAAUUUAUGUUUCUUGUCAGAUUAAUCAACUUAUUCUUGAUAAAAGCAUACAUGAAUGCACUGAGUGAUCAAUAUCAUGAGCAAAUUCACAAUCGUACAAAACACGACUGAUUCUUGAAAUUUCAAACAAUGUUGCUACCUACCUACCUGUUGAAAGCAUGGCAUUUGUCAUUUGGAAGUGUAACCAUUGCAUGCUCAAAGCAUACAAUUAGGGCUGGGCUCUAGCCGAUAUAUGAACAAUCUUGAUGAGAAGUAAGACCGUGCUAAGUGAAUGAAAGUGUGAGGAAGAAUUAGAAAACUAGAUGAGUUCAUUGUUAACGAGGUUAUAGUUAUGGCUUCUAAUUAGGUACUAAUGAAACCAAAAACUGUAGAGUAAAUUUUAAGUACUUAAACUCACUAUUAUAUUACUGUUCUUUAAUCAAGAAUAGUUUAACAGCUAACAAUUAGGAAAGUCAUAAAACUUAUUUGAAUGAUUUGAUAUAAAAAGUGCCAAUUUUUUAUUACGUGUAUAAAAAUAUCUAUAUAUAUGAGCUGCAUGUACAUAUAUAUUGUAACUAAAAAUGUACAGCAUGUAGGAUCACACAACUCUCUGAAACCCCGACCUCUGUAUGUUCCCAGUUGUAGACCUUUAUGUAGACACAGCUUUAGUCUUUUACCUCAAUUCUCGUUUUACACCCAACUCUUAACUUAAAAACUUAGUAAAACAUAUAUAUGUUGUCUAAUUUAUAUAUAGAUUUUGAACGAUUGACUUGUUUUUAUUUUCCCCUACUUGAAAGCACUGCCUUUAUGAGAAAAAAAGAGAGAAAUAACCUUUUCUUGUCGUCAUAGAAACAGAACACUUUGAUAAAGAAUUUAGCCGUGAACUCUAACUUUUGGUUAGGGUGGGGGGUGGGGGGGGGGGGGGCUUUACGCAGGUACUAUAUUUUAAAAUAUAUAUGCUAAAACAAUAGUUUAUUGGGAUAUUUCUGAAAAACUAGAUAAUCAAAUCAAAACAAUCAUGUUGUGAUUGUCAUAGCAGUAGCCUUAAUUUGUUUGGAAAAUUCUGUUACAAAUUCAAAUGAAACGAUUUAUUUCUCAUGAAAGGAGAUGAAAAUUUAGAAAAAAAGUAACACAAAAAGAAAUUGCAUAUUUAGGGAGACUUCAAGUCAUAAAAGAGAUAUAAAUGCAUCGUUUUACAUUUCAUACAUUAAAUUCCCAUAAUGUUUGAUAGUUUUGUAAUGUGAAACAGUAAUUAUAGAAAACUCUCAUAAACAGUCUACACUUCACAUGGUGAUAUCUAAUAAGAACAAACAUGUGUUGUCCAAGGUUGAAAUUCAAGAUUUCAAUCUUGUACUGGUAGAUUUUGUACUGUUACAAUUGAAAGGCUGCACCACUCAAAGCCUGACUUCAUGUACUCAAUUAUUCUGUAUUUGUUCGCAUCCAGUAUUUAUACAUUAAUUGUGUGAAAAAUACAUUUUGUAUUACAAUGAAACAAUUGCCAAAUUAACUAGUAAUUAAGAUUAAAAGAUAAAUGAUAUGUACAAGUUUGAUGAAGAAAAAGAUUAUUAAAAAAAUACAAAGAGUUAUGAUGAUGCAUUGUACAGUUUUUACUACAGAUUUCUAAUGUGUGUUAGAGUUUAUGCUGUAUGAUUGGAAGUCUAAUUUGGGGUUUAUUUAAAACUUGUACAGAACUGGAAUACUUACUUAUCAGAGCACUCUCUCUCUCUCUCUGUCUCUCUUAUUUUCCGGUGUAUUGUUAGAAGAAGUUUUAGUUGAUAGUACUAUAUGUCUGUAGAUAACUAUUGUAUAUGUGAUGUACAUUCAAUCUUACUUGACUGGCGUAAUGUAGAUAUAUUCAGACUUCAGAUGGACACGUAGUAAUCAAUUAGGGAGAGGAUAAAGCAGUAUUUUAUAUGAAAAUUAUACCCUGUAAUUGUAUUUGGGUCGCGUUCUUCAUAGGGGAUCAGGUGGACUCGAUCCAAGCGUGUUUUAGAUUUGAACUCACGGUUAUCUUGAAAGAGGAAUGACGACAUUGAUGUUCUGUCAGAUCUCCUCUCGCAAGAGAUAAUGUGGUCCAAAUCUUGUUGGAUAAAGAAGACCUUUGAUCGUAAAACACAACCUGGAAUAUGUUGGUCAUUUUUCAGGUCCCCUUUUAUUAUAUAUUUGAUUUCAUCUUCAAUGUAAACUCCUUAACUUAUCUAAAUUGUGUGUAUCAUAGAUAAACCAUAGCUACCUACUCAGUUCAAUCACUAACAUAUUAUGUAGAUUCUCUCAUAAAAUAUUAUUACAAUGGAUCAUUCAAUUACGGUACUGGAAUGAUGGGAAGCUGAUCAUGUUCAGUUAAUUUCUAUGUCAUUAUGAUGAAGAGUUGAUUUUGUUUUUAAGAAUGUAUUUUGAGGUUGUUUUGUGUUUUUUUAAUUUUUUUUAAAAAGAAUUCCCCUAUCAAAAAGUUGACUAUAGCAAUGUAGAAAUCACCAAAUUUGACUAAUAUUUGAUGUGAUUCUGCGCAAAUUACUAAAAAUGGUUCAGGAAUAGGUAUUAAAAAGGUCGCUUUUGUCACCUUUUCUGUAUUAUGCACGUGGGAUACGUACUGCCUCUUGAUGUGGAAAAAUGAACAGAUUUUUGUUGUCAUGUACUUAACUAGAAUAUCCUCAUGAUUUGUAUACAUGUAUAAAGCCCACCGCACAAUAUACAAUCUUCCUACAGUCCAAUUUGUUUAAAAGAAAUGGCAAUAGGUAUAGAAUUCUAAACAAACGAUCUUGGUUCUGAAUAAUGAAAAGAAUGCAAACAACAGGAAUUUUAGUGCAUUUACGCUUUCUACUCAGAUAAGAGCCGAAUCGGUUGCAAAUUGUAGACAAUCCGACGUCACCACGAUUCUGAGCUGAUUUUGGCUAUUUGAUGGCUACUCCUCUUUCAAGAAAGCUUGAAAUCAAUUUAAAUCUUGAUUUAAAUAAUCAUAUGCCUGUUCAAAUCAUUGAUCAUUAAGAAUUUAGAAAUUUGAAUGUUCAUAUCAAAUGCUAUCGUGAAUUAUUUGAAUAUCGAACAGCAGGAGGAUUGUAUAGUGUACGAUGGGCUUAAGUAAUAUAUUUAGGAUGUUUCUUUUCUGUACAAAGAAAUCUUUGAUGAUAUUUAUAUUUUCUCUACUUAUCAUUAUCACUUAUUUCUCAAUAUGAGAUAAGAUUAUGGUUGUAUAUUACUUUCGUUGUAAAUAUGUAUGUAUUAUGAUUAUACUUCAGUAUAUAAAACAGCAGGCCUCAAGCCAGUAUCAAUAUCAUUUGAUUAAUCACAUUAUAGUUUCAUUAAAUUAUAUUAUUUUACUCUCUACUUGUAUUUUACCUCUUCUCUGAGGAGAAAGAAAGAACGUUUACAUUCAACUUAAUUAAGACUCCCUUUUUAAUUUCAAUUUAUUAUGAAAUGAUCCAUUAUUUUCAAGCAUUUUAAAAAAGAUUGCAGAAGACUCACAUGUCUAUUAUUCUUUAGUGCCCCAUUUCUUGUAAAUUGAUAAUUUGACAAUAUCAAUAAAAACUUCAAUGUUAUCAGCACCAAAGAAAUUAUUUGAUGUUCAAGAACACUUUAUAAACUCACUCAUGGUGAACCCCAAACAUGACUGUUUUAAUUGUCCUUGGUUUUUGUUAGAAAAUUUCAGCUAGCAUAUCAACCUUUGAAGUGCUAUUAUAAGUACUAUAUGCUCUUCAUAUGAAUUGUAAUUGUUAUCUAUUUAAUUUUGUUGGUUUUGUGUUUUUUCUUUUCCUCUCUUGGUUUUAAGUGGCUUCCAGAGUCGUUAACAAUUUGCUGCUAACUUGUGAUAUGAAUGUACAUAUUCUGUUCAGUUUUCUACUCCCCACAUGGAGAAACAUUUUAUGUCCUGUUUCUUAUUUACUGUUGUCUCCUAUAUUGCAAGAAGUACUCUAAGCCCUAGAUAUAUUGAAGUUGAUGUAAUCUAGCUUAACUCCUGGUAGUUCUCAAACUUGAUUUUGAACUUUAUUUUCCUCACUCAAGGGAGCAGCAUGUAAUGGCAUCAUUGAACCUGCACCUGCUUGGUUCUGCCAAAUUGUCAAUCUAAUACCGAACUACAUUCAUUUCAUUUGCACUUCAAUUCUCAUUGAUAUAAUGUGCUACCACAUUGUUCCAUAUAUUUAUGUCUAUUAGAGUUGAUUUGAAGUUUUCUUUUUUUUUAAAGUUCUCCUGUAAUAGAAUCAAAAGAUUUAGUUUGCUUCACUGUUAUGUUACCACUGCCCAAUCUUCUUAAAAAUGAUAUCGCACAUUUACCUCACAUACCUUAAAAAUCCUGUGUAUAAGACGCACCCCUAAGUUACAUGCACUCACUGACCAGGGGCCUGUCUCACUUUUAAAAAGAGUUGCAAUUAAUCUGAAUCAAAUCAUAUGCCCUUUAAUCGGUGGAUUGUGCAUCGAUUUGCGAUCAAAGUAAUAAUGUUUGAUUUGAAUCAAUUGCAAUUCUGUAUGAGACAGGGCCCAGAUGACAUAUCCAUACACAGAAAUAGUUCUAAACUUUCACAAUUUAUUAGAACAAUAGGGCUAACAAAAGUUAUUAUGGUAAUGUAUUUAAUACAGGUGAAGUUGCGAGUGAAUUAAGGCUUGUUCAGACAUGACCUGGCAAAACUGUGGCUGUUUUUUUAAAAACGAUGAUGUUAAAGAUAAACUUGAGUACUGGUAAUGCGAUUGCAUUGUGAAAGAAAAGGUGUGGAAUGGAUCAGAAAAGUUGAUCAUAUAGCAUGUAAGUAAUAGUAUGUAAUGCAAGGUUCUAGAGUCAUCAAAAUCAUCAUAAAUUUGGCAGAGUCUUGGUAAAGUAACAAUCACUUACACAGAUAGAUGUAUAUGGGACAACACACAUAGUGUCGGGGCUAGUACUACCCUGAUUUCCUUAUCUUUCUAUGCUCAUUACUCAGCCAGUAUACAUUUUCUUCCAAAAUUGUUUGGCACAUGACAUUUAUUUGUAAUCUAGAACAUUCAGUGUAAGUUUCGUUAGAUUCUGUAAGAAUUCAUUUUUUUUUUUUUUUACCAGAACUCAAGUUUAUCUUUAAUAGUAAAGUGUAAUAUGCUUCACGUGUGGGUAUGUUAUAGCACAGAGCUUGGUGAAUAUGUGCAAAGUCUUUGUCGCAUUCAGUUACUAUUCAUGAACAAGUUGAAAAAACCUGCGGCAGCUGUCUUGCGAUGGUUUACUGGGCCGCAUCUUAACAAGUCUUCAUGGUUUCUUUAGAUAGAAUUAUGACCAUGUGCAGACAAAAUAUAAGCAAAGCUGUACCUCACUUAAAUCUGCUGCUUAUUUCUGCCAUUUUACGUGUUAUGUUGAGCAAAUAUAAGCCACUUGAACUAAUGGAAAAGUACUUUGUAAAUUUAGGAUGAAGUUCGUUGUACUUUUUUGUAAUUUCCAUGCAUAUUGUAUUCACUUAGACGUAAGAUGUCCACUACAUUUUUUUUGAUAAUGGAAAUGGAAUUUUUGAUAUUAUAGUCGCCAUCAGAUCACCUCUAAUCUAUUUUCAUCCAGAUUCAAAAAAUGAUUAAUCCCAACUCAAUGAAAAUAAUACACAAUAAACAUAUUUCUUUAUCAGCUUGGUUUUACAACACAUGCUUUUGUGCCAGUUGCUACAUGACCGAGUACCUAUACACUAAUUGCAUUUUGGAACUUCAGCCUUUCACAAAAUACUAUACAUAAACCUAAAGCAAACCCAUAACCCAAUCACAACCCUAACCCUAUAUCUCUUAAGACAUAAACUCCAAAAGAGUCAUCGCCAUGGUAAUUGCUAGAGCACUGCCUUACUUAUUCACUUCAGGUCCAGUUAUCUGAUGGCAACUAUUUUCAAUCAGAAUACAUUCUCUUGAAGAGAAAAAGUCAGAUAGUUAAUCACUUAUGGGAAGAAUAACCUGUACAAUUUUUGCUCGACCUCUUCAUAAAACACAAUGAAAUGUUUUUAUUAGCUCAGAAUAUCUCUCUCUUUUCGUUUUGAGAGGGUGAGAAAAAAAUGUAGGGUAUGUAGAGACUUGACAACCUGUACUGAAGAGAACACUAUGUAUAUAAGCAUUUUUUGUUAGUAUAGUGGUAUUGUACUGAGCGGAAAGGGGGAUUGUGAAAGAGAUCUUUGGGUCAUUUCUUCUUUUCUUUUUUUAAAAUCCCCCAAACAGUUACUACUUUGUUGAUAAUGACUACAUUUUUUCAAUAAAAUAUCUGAAAAAAAUA
Strongylocentrotus purpuratus (purple sea urchin) is the source of this 9554-nucleotide messenger RNA. Its product is annotated as bone morphogenetic protein receptor type-1B. Gene Ontology annotation, biological process: BMP signaling pathway; protein phosphorylation; cellular response to growth factor stimulus. The record is from RefSeq and is a predicted model, not a curated record. The transcript has 10 exons. NCBI's taxonomy places the organism in Eukaryota, Metazoa, Echinodermata, Echinoidea, Camarodonta, Strongylocentrotidae. Bases 419 to 1897 code for a protein of 492 amino acids. Gene Ontology annotation, cellular component: signaling receptor complex; plasma membrane. Gene Ontology annotation, molecular function: SMAD binding; transforming growth factor beta receptor activity, type I; ATP binding.